UAAAAUAAUAAAUAUUAAAUUGUUUCUUUAUAUUCAAUAAUAAUCAAAAAUAAAAAUAAUAGAGGGAGGACUAAUUUUUAUGUCUCUGACUCUUCCGUAUAAAUAACGCAUACGAGCCACUAAAGAGCUCCACAAAAUAUAAUUGUUACCGAAAAAGAAAAAAAAUGAAUGAAGAGAGAACCAAAAAGCCGAAGAAGAAAAGUCUCAUGAACUUCUACAGAUUCUCCAUCACAACUUCGAAGCAUUCACUCACAAACCCUAAAACCAAACCAAAGAUCCCGAUCACCCCACCGUCGAUAUCUCAUCAAGACGACGUAGAAGCGAAACCAAUGGUUCAGUCCUCGCUUAAAACACAAAACCAAGUGAUGAUGAGAGACAUCUUCGAGUUGGAGACGACGACUUGUAGUAGUAGAAACAACGAAAGAAAGAGAGGCGGUGGCGGUGCGGCGGCGGUGGAAGGGAGGAAGUCGGUGUCUCACGUGGAGAAGGAUACGGCGGCGAGGAUAGCGGCGGCAGCGGAGAUGUUGACGGUGAGGAUACUAGCUGCGGACAUGCCGGGGUUUAUGCAGGCACAUGCGUUUAGGUGUGCGAGGAUGACUUUAGAUAGUUUGGAGAAGUUUAGUUCGAAGCACAUGGCUUUCAAUCUCAAGAAGGAAUUUGACAAAGGGUAUGGACCAGCAUGGCAUUGCAUCGUAGGGUCAAGUUUUGGGUCGUUCGUGACACAUUCAACUGGUUGUUUUAUUUAUUUCUCAAUGGACAAACUUCACAUUCUCCUCUUCAAAACCAAAGUUCGUCCUGCCUCUCCCCAUUGAUUUUGUUUUCUUUAUUUUUAUUAUUACAUAUUGUUUUCCUUUUUCUUUCUCUUCUUUUUUUCUUUAGGUUGUAACUUAUACCAAUCGUAAUCAAAAAGGCUUACUACUGUAAAUUUACUAUUACUACGUUUUUAUUCUUCUUACGAUAUAUAAUUAAUUAUGAGUUUAAAACAAGGAUUCUUGACC
Messenger RNA from Capsella rubella, 998 nucleotides. RefSeq lists its product as uncharacterized. The transcript has 2 exons. Gene Ontology annotation, molecular function: dynein light intermediate chain binding; dynein intermediate chain binding. The record is from RefSeq and is a predicted model, not a curated record. Lineage: Eukaryota; Viridiplantae; Streptophyta; Magnoliopsida; Brassicales; Brassicaceae. The coding region runs from base 165 to 812 and encodes 215 amino acids. Gene Ontology annotation, biological process: microtubule-based process. Gene Ontology annotation, cellular component: dynein complex.